Molecule: messenger RNA, 2338 nt
Organism: Stegastes partitus (bicolor damselfish)
Lineage: Eukaryota; Metazoa; Chordata; Actinopteri; Pomacentridae
Product: probable histone deacetylase 1-B
Exons: 14
Coding region: 73-1545 (490 amino acids)
Biological process (GO): heterochromatin formation
Cellular component (GO): NuRD complex
Molecular function (GO): histone deacetylase activity
Source: RefSeq, a predicted model, not a curated record
CGCCUCUCGUCGCUGUUGUCUCCUGCCGUGUGUGUGUGUGCGCGGUGAAAGCCAGCCAAAAAGGACUAAAAAAUGGCGCUUACUUCCCAAGGAACAAAGAAAAAAGUUUGCUACUACUAUGACGGUGAUGUUGGAAACUAUUACUAUGGUCAGGGGCAUCCCAUGAAGCCCCACCGAAUCCGCAUGACACACAACCUGUUGCUCAACUAUGGCCUCUACAGAAAGAUGGAGAUAUACCGUCCACACAAAGCCAGCGGAGAGGAGAUGACCAAGUACCACAGCGAUGAUUACAUCAAAUUCCUGCGUUCGAUCCGGCCGGACAACAUGUCAGAGUACAGCAAGCAAAUGCAGAGAUUUAACGUGGGAGAGGACUGCCCGGUGUUUGAUGGUUUAUUUGAGUUCUGCCAGCUCUCAGCAGGGGGCUCCGUUGCUGGUGCCGUGAAGUUGAACAAACAGCAGACAGACAUUGCUAUCAACUGGGCUGGAGGCCUGCAUCACGCCAAGAAGUCAGAGGCCUCUGGGUUUUGCUACGUGAACGACAUCGUACUGGCUAUUCUGGAGUUACUGAAAUACCACCAGAGAGUUCUGUACAUAGAUAUCGACAUCCAUCAUGGAGACGGUGUUGAGGAGGCCUUCUACACCACAGACAGAGUCAUGACUGUGUCCUUCCACAAAUAUGGAGAGUACUUCCCUGGCACCGGUGACCUCAGGGACAUCGGUGCUGGAAAGGGUAAAUACUACGCUGUGAAUUACCCACUGAGGGAUGGGAUUGAUGAUGAGUCAUAUGAAGCCAUAUUCAAACCUAUCAUGGCCAAGGUAAUGGAGAUGUACCAGCCCAGUGCAGUGGUCCUCCAGUGUGGAGCCGAUUCUCUGUCAGGGGACAGGCUUGGCUGCUUUAACCUCACUAUUAAAGGCCAUGCCAAGUGUGUGGAGUACAUGAAGAGCUUCAACCUGCCGCUGCUCAUGCUGGGAGGAGGAGGCUAUACCAUUCGUAAUGUGGCACGCUGCUGGACAUACGAGACUGCCGUAGCUCUGGACAGCUCCAUCCCUAAUGAGCUCCCAUACAACGACUACUUUGAGUACUUUGGACCAGACUUCAAGCUGCACAUCAGCCCCUCCAACAUGACCAAUCAGAACACCAAUGACUACCUGGAGAAGAUCAAGCAGCGCUUGUUUGAGAACCUGCGUAUGCUCCCUCACGCCCCCGGAGUUCAGAUGCAGGCCAUUCCAGAGGAUGCUGUGCAGGAGGACAGUGGAGAUGAGGAGGAGGAUGAUCCCAACAAACGCAUAUCAAUCCGUGCUCACGACAAGAGGAUAGCCUGCGAGGAGGAGUUCUCUGACUCAGAGGAUGAAGGUGAAGGUGGACGCAGAAAUGCAGCCAGCUUCAAGAAAGCCAAGCGAGCCAAAACCGAAGGAGAGAAAGAGGGAGAAGAAAAGGAGAAGAAAGGUGAGGAGGAAACAAAAGAAGUAAAAGAAGAAGAGAAGGUGCCAGAGGAGGAAAAAAUGGACACAUCAAAGCCAAAAGAGGAGUCCAAGACACCCUGAGGUCCUCUGCACCCAGCGAUGCCAACGCAACAGAUCAGAUCUUAAAGCAAGAUUUUUUUGGAUCAAUCAUCUUUCCAGGCUGCUGCAGUGGAACUCAGUGAAGGACUGUAAAUGUAAACUGGGAUCUCAUUCCCUCACAUUGGGAUGGGGAUCCAAACAUUUUAGGUUUGUGUUUUUCUAGGACACCUUUUCAAUCUUGCAGUUUAUGGACUGAAGUCAAACCGAGUGUUUUUGAGUAUUGGUUUUGUAUACGUUCUCUUCACUUUUUUUGUGCUGGAUCUUUUUAUGCUAUGAAACUUGCUUUUUCCUUAUGAACUGUAAAAAUGGCUUAGCACAUGUCUGCUUUUUAUAUAUCUGAUGGAUUUAAUUUAUUUAAAUCAUAGAUAUUUUUGGCUACUUUGUUUUAUGUCUUUCGGUCCCACUUUUGUCCCGUGCCUUUGAAUAUGUAGUUGAAGCAUGUUGGAACAAUAGAUCAUUUUCUGUAAUAUAUUUGUGGUCUUGCCUGCCUAGGUCAGUGAGAGGGUUUCCAUUUUCCUUAAUAGCUUUUACAUGGCACAGUGUAAGCAAAUUACACUCUUAUAUUUUAGGUUAUGAUUUAGCAUGUAUCCUUCACAGACACAUGGACGUAGUUUGCAAAUUUGUGAGACUCUAGUCCUGUCAAAUGAUGCCUGUUGGACUUAGAUUCCCUUAAAAUUUGGACUUGAAUGUCCAAUGGGAGGCAAGACAAAUGUCUAAAUUCAUUGUUGUAUAUAUUUGUAUUCUGAAAACAUCAGUAAAAGUGUUCCACAAAAAA